AUGGCUUUAGAUGAAAAUGGUGUUUCAGAGAUAGAAUGGGAGAGAUUAUAUAACCCUGAUAAUUCAAUAUUUUUAUCAGGUAGAAAGUUAAUGUCUGAAGUAAAUGCAAUUAUUUUCCUCGUCGUUUGUACAAAUAUAUUUUUUGUAAUUAGAUUCUUUUUUCAACAUUAUGUACUUAAACCAAUUGCACUUUCAUUUAAUAUGAGAAAAUCAUAUACAGCAAGAUUCCUUGAAAAUGGAUGGUAUACAUUAUAUUAUAUUUCAUUCUUUUUAAUUGGUUCAUACGUUUAUAGUCAAGAAAGUUGGUCAAUAUUUCCAACAAUGAAUAUUUGGUUAGGUUGGCCAACACAACCUUUUUCAACUUUAUUUAGAACAUAUUAUUUAAUUGAAUUAUCAUUCUAUGUUCAUUGUACUAUUGCACUUUUCUUUGAAACUAGAAGAAAAGAUUUCAAUCAAAUGCUUACUCAUCAUGUUGCAACCUUCUUUUUAGUUGGUUGUUCCUAUUGGUAUAGAUAUCAUAGAAUUGGUAUUGCAAUUCUUUGGAUUCACAACAUUGCUGAUAUCUUUUUGUAUAGUGCAAAAGCAUUAAACUAUAUCUCUAAAGAAGUUAAAAACAAAACUAUUCAAAUCAUUUGUGAUGGUUUAUUCGUUAUGUUUGCCGUUUCCUUCUUUGUAACAAGAUUAAUCUUUUUCCCAUUCACUUUAAUUAAAUCUUCUUUAACUGAAGCUUAUUAUGUUUCAGUAGAGUUUCCAUUAUUUUAUCCAACAAAUGUUGCACUACUUACACUUUUAAUUUUACAUAUGUUCUGGUUCUUUUUGAUUGCAAGAAUUAUUUAUAUCAAAUUAUUCAAAUCUAAAGAUUUCGAUGAUAUUAGAAGUGAUAGUGACGAAGAUGAAGAGGUUAAACCAACUCAAAAAGGUUUGGAAGCUGAACCAACUCGUACAAAUAAAAAUACAAAUAAUAAUAAAAAUAACAAACUCACUCAAACUAAAGUUUCAAAAGCUGCUCAAAAGAAGAAUGAAUAA
Molecule: messenger RNA, 1026 nt
Organism: Dictyostelium discoideum AX4
Lineage: Eukaryota; Evosea; Eumycetozoa; Dictyosteliales; Dictyosteliaceae
Gene: crsA
Product: ceramide synthase
Exons: 4
Coding region: 1-1026 (341 amino acids)
Biological process (GO): ceramide biosynthetic process
Cellular component (GO): membrane
Molecular function (GO): sphingosine N-acyltransferase activity
Source: RefSeq, a predicted model, not a curated record